Molecule: messenger RNA, 654 nt
Organism: Vigna unguiculata (cowpea)
Lineage: Eukaryota; Viridiplantae; Streptophyta; Magnoliopsida; Fabales; Fabaceae
Source: RefSeq, a predicted model, not a curated record
AUGAAUACUUUUUACCGUUAUAUAUACCAACUCACUGCAACACCAUUCGGUUGUUUUAUGGUUCCAAAUACCGCAGUUAGCAGCUUUUUGGCGAAGAAUCAGGUUAAGAAGGUUUCUGAUGUGGCAGCUGAGAACCUGUCCUCAGACACAUGGGCAUGGAGGAAAUAUGGACAGAAACCCAUCAAAGGGUCACCAUAUCCAAGGGGAUAUUACAGAUGUAGCAGCUCAAAAGGAUGUUUAGUGAGGAAACAAGUGAAGAGAAACAGAUCGGACCCAACAAUGUUCAUAGUGACAUACACCGGUGAACACAACCACCCUACUCCUACUCAUAAAAGCUCCCUUGCUGGCUCCACGCGCUACAAACCUCAGACUGGUGGAGACACAGCCACCACAAAAGCGGUUUCUCCGACGACCUCAUCAGAGGUGGCACAACACAGUACAAAGUCAGAGUGCACAAAAGAGGAGUUGGAAGAUAUGAUGAAAGAUGAUGAAAAAGCAAAUGAGUUAGAGUUAACAGAACCAGUGGUAUCAGAUGAUUUCUUUGAAGGGUUAGAGGAACUGACAGGGUCUGCCACUGAUCCCUUUACAGCUAGUAGCAGCAUUGAUCGGUGGCCACUGUCCAAUAAUGCUACCACUACCGCUGGUGGUAGCUGA